Messenger RNA from Rangifer tarandus platyrhynchus (Svalbard reindeer), 6483 nucleotides. The record is from the annotation of a GenBank genome assembly. NCBI's taxonomy places the organism in Eukaryota, Metazoa, Chordata, Mammalia, Artiodactyla, Cervidae.
AUGAUUCGAAUCGCAGCCUUAAAUGCUAGCUCCACGGUUGAAGACGAUCAUGAAGGAAGCUGUAAAAGUCACAAGACCCAGACAAAGGAGGCGCAGGAAGCAGAGGCUUUUGCCUUGUACCACAAGGCCCUGGAUCUGCAGAAGCAUGACCGAUUUGAGGAGUCCGCCAAGGCCUACCACGAGCUGCUGGAGGCACGCCUGCUGCGGGAGGCGGUCCCGUCUGGCGAUGAGAAGGAGGGGCUGAAGCACCCUGGGCUGAUGCUGAAGUACUCCACGUACAAGAACCUGGCGCAGCUGGCUGCCCAGCGGGAGGACCUGGAGACGGCCAUGGAGUUCUACCUGGAGGCGGUCAUGCUGGACUCCACAGACGUCAACCUCUGGUAUAAGAUUGGACACGUGGCCCUGAGGCUCAUCCGGGUGCCCCUGGCUCGCCACGCAUUUGAGGAAGGGCUUCGGUGCAACCCUGACCACUGGCCCUGCCUGGACAACCUCAUCACUGUCCUGUACACCCUCGGCGACUACACCACAUGCCUGUAUUUCAUCUGCAAGGCCUUGGAGAAGGACUGCUGCUACAGCAAGGGGCUGGUGCUCAAGGAGAAGAUCUUCCAGGAGCAGCCGUGCCUCCGCCAGGACUCCCUCCGCAUGUUCCUCAAGUGUGACAUGUCCAUCCACGAGGUGUCAGUGAGCGCAGCCGAGUCACAGGCCAUCGUGGAUGAGGCCCUGGGGCUGCGGAGGAAGCGGCAGGCGCUGACGGUGCGCGAGAAGGAGCCGGACCUGAAGCUGGUGCAGCCCAUCCCCUUCCUCACCUGGAAGUGCCUCGGCGAGAGCCUGCUGGCCACGUACCGCCACCUCACCACCUGCGAGCCCCCGCGGCCCAGCCUCGGCAAGAGGGUCGACCUGUCUGACUAUCAGGACCCCGGACAGCGCCCCUCUUCUCCCGAGGAGGCGGCGCCCGUCAGCGUGCUCCAGCCACGCCCCGCCAGCGCCAGCCCCGCUGCCUGUGCAGCGGAGCCCCUGCUGUCGUUCACCCCCGUGCCCGCGGCCAGCUUCCCGCCGCACAGCCCCAGCCUGCUGGAGACGGGCGCCCCCACUGGUGAUGUCUCCGGGGGAGAUAAAUCCAAGAAAGGGGUGAAACGGAAGAAGAUUUCCGAGGAGAGCGGGGAGACAGCGAAGCGGCGGUCUGCCCGCGUCCGAAACACCAAGUGCAAGAAGGAAGAGAAGGUGGACUUCCAGGAGCUGCUGCUGAAGUUCCUGCCGUCCAGGUUGAGAAAGCUGGACCCUGAGGAGGAAGACGACCCCUUUAAUAGCUACGAAGUCCCUCCAGAGGCCAGGCUGGAGAGCUUCCCCAGUGCGGGGCCCCACAGGCUGUCCUCCGACUCGGCCACAUUCAUGGAGUCCGAGAAGCAGGAUGUGCACACCUUCCUGCUGGGGAACCUGAGCAACGGGGGCAUCUUGGAGCUGAUGAUGCGCUUCCUGAAGAGCAUGGGCCGCAGGUUCCUGCUACGCUGGCCGCCCGGCCUGGCGGAGGUCGUGCUCAGCACCUACCACAACUGGCGGCGGCACAGUGCCAGCCUGCCCAACCCGCUGCUCAGGGACUGCAGCAACCGGCACAUCCAGGAGAUGAUGCUGAUGUCCCUCUCCUGCAUGGAGCUGCAACUGGACCAGUGGCUGCUGACCAAGGGCCGGAGCUCUGCAGUGUCUCCUCGGAACUGCCCUGCAGGCGUGGUGAAUGGCAGGUUCGGACCCGACUUCCCAGGGGCCCACUUCCUGGGGGACCUCCUGCAGCUGUCGUUUGCCUCAUCCCAGCGGGACCUGUUUGAGGAUGGGUGGCUGGAGUUUGUGGUCCGUGUGUACUGGUUGAAGGCUCGAUUCCUGGCGCUGCAGGGAGACAUGGAACAGGCCCUGGAGAACUACGCCAUCUGCACAGAGCUGCUGCAGGGCGCAGCUGCCUCGGGCGCCGAGCAGGGAACCGUGGUCGUCCGCCUGCCCAACCUGCACAACGACUCGGUGGUCUCUCUGGAGGAGAUUGACAAGAACCUGCGGUCGCUGGAGCGGUGCCAGUCUCUAGAGGAGACGCAGCGGCUGUACGAGGCCGGCGACCACCGUGCUGUCGUGCGCCUGCUGCGCCCCACCUUGUGUCCCAGCGGAUUCGACCGCGCCAAGCACCUGGAGUUCAUGACGUCCGUGCCCGAGAGGCCGGCCCAGCUGCUGCUGCUGCAGGACUCCUUGCUCCGGCUGGAGGACCACCGGCAGUGCUUCGAGUGCUCCGAUGUGGCUCUGAAUGAGGCGGUCCAGCAGAUGGUCAAUGCCACCGAGACUGCCGCCAAGGAGGAGUGGGUGGCCACAGUGACCCAGCUACUGCAGGGCAUGGAGCAGGCUCUGUCGGCGGACGGCAGCAUCCUGCAGGACUUGUCCUCCGCCGGUGGCCUCACCCGGCUCACCAACAACCUCAUCCAGGUCAUCGACUGCAGCAUGGCCGUGCAGGAGGAGCCCAAGGAGCCCCACGUGACCUCAGUGCUGCCCUGGGUCAUCCUGUACCGGGUCAUCCGGCAGGAGGAGGACGCCUUCCGCUCCCUGUGCCACCAGCAGCAGCUCCAGAGCCCAGCGGAUGAAGCGUCAGCUGAACCGCCCAUGCUCCCCUCGUCCCUCAUGCUGCUCAACACAGCCCACGAGUACCUGGGCCGGCGGGCCUGGUGCUGUAACUCCGACGGGGCCUUGCUGCGAUUCUACGUGCGCGUGCUGCAGAAGGAGCUGGCUGCGUCCCCCUCGGAGGACACCCACCCGUACAAGGAGGAGCUGGAGACUGCCCUGGAGCAGUGCUUCUACUGCCUGUACAGCCACCCCAGCAAGAAGAGCAAGGCCCGGUACCUGGAAGAGCACUCGGCCCAGCAGGUGGACCUGCUGUGGGAGGACGCCCUCUUCAUGUUCGACUACUUCAAGCCCAAGACCCUUCCCGAGUUUGACAGCUACAAGACGAGCACCGUGUCCGCCGACCUGGCCAACCUCCUGAGGAGGAUCGCCACCAUCGUGCCCCGCGCCGCGCGGCCCGCCCUGAGCCUGGACAGAGUGUCCGCCUACAUCGAGGGCACCUCUGUCGAGGUGCCCUGCCUCCCUGAAGGGGCCGACCCCUCCCCUGCAGUGGUCAGCGAGCUCUACUACCUCCUGGCCGACUACCACUUCAAGAACAAGGAGCAGUCCAAGGCCGUCAAGUUCUACAUGCACGACAUCUGCGUCUGCCCCGACAGGUUCGACUCCUGGGCGGGCAUGGCCCUGGCCCGGGCCAGCCGCAUCCAAGACAGGCUGAACUCCAACGAGCUGAAGAGUGACGGGCCCAUCUGGAAGCAUGCCACGCCCGUGCUCAGCUGCUUCCGGCGGGCGCUCGAGAUCGACAGCUCCAACCUGUCCCUGUGGAUCGAGUUCGGCACCAUGUCCUAUGCCCUGCACUCCUUCGCCUCGCGCCAGCUGAAGCAGUGGAGGCCCGAGCUGCCCACCGAGCUCGUGCAGCAGCUGGAGGAGCGGCGGGACAGCAUGCUGGAGACGGCGCGGCACUGCUUCACGGCGGCGGCGCGCUGCGAGGGCGACGGGGACGAGGAGGAGUGGCUCAUCCACUACAUGCUGGGCAAGGUGGCCGAGAAGCAGCAGCAGCCACCCACCGUGUACCUGCGGCACUACCGCCAGGCCGGCCACCUCCUGCACGAGGAGGCGGCCCGCUACCCCAAGAAGAUCCACUACCACAACCCGCCCGAGCUGGCCAUGGAGGCCCUGGAGGUGUACUUCCGGCUCCAUGCAUCCAUCCUGAAGCUCCUGGGGAGGCCUGAUUCCGGGGUCAGUGCGGAGGUCCUGGUGAGCUUCAUGAAGGAGGCUGCAGAAGGGCCCUUUGCCAGGGGCGAGGAGAAGAACGCGCCGAAAGCCUCAGAGAAGGAGAAGGUCUGCCUGGUGGACGAGGACUCCCGCUCUUCAGCUGGGACACUGCCGGGCCCCGGAGCCCCCCUCCCCUCCUCUGGCCCAGGUCUGACUUCCCCACCUUACACAGCCACUCCGGUUGACCACGAUUACGUCAAAUGUAAAAAACCCCACCAGCAGGCAACGCCGGACGAGCGCAGCCAGGACAGCACGGCCGUGGCGCUCUCGGAUUCCAGCUCCACCCAGGACUUCUUCAGCGAGCCCGCCGGCUCCCAGGAGGGCUCCCGGAGGCCCUGCGCAGAGAAGAGGCUGCCCGCUCCCGGCUCCCAAGCAGGACUGCCUGGUAAAGACCUUCCGGUGGCCACAGAGGAAAGAGGGAGAGCUGAGGAGUCGUCGGAGAGCACGGACGGCUCCCGGGCCACCGAGCAGGGCAGCCAGAAGCCUGCUGCCGACCCCCAGGGCCCCGCCAGCGGCCCCGCCAAGCCCCAGACACCUGGGCCAGCCCCGGCCGACGGGAGGAAGCGGGCGGAGGCGCCUGGGGAGCUGCUGGCCUUCCCGCAGGGGCUGCCUGCCGGGGCGGAGGAGCAGCGGCAGUUCCUCACGGAGCAGUGCGUGGCCUCGCUGCGCCUCUGCCUUGGACGCUUCCCGCAGCACUACAAGAGCCUGUACCGGCUAGCCUUCCUCUAUACCCACAGCAGGACCCACCGGAACCUCCAGUGGGCCCGCGACGUGUUGCUAGGCAGUGGUAUCCCGUGGCAGCAGCUGCGGCACAUGCCGGCACAGGGGCUCUUCUGCGAGAGGAACAAGACCAAUCUCUUCAACGGCAUCUGGCGGAUCCCCGUGGACGAGAUCGACCGGCCGGGCAGCUUCGCCUGGCACAUGAACCGCUCCGUCGUGCUUCUGCUCAAGGUGCUGGCCCAGCUGCGGGACCACGGCACCCUGCUCAAGGUCUCCUCCAUGCUGCAGCGCACCCCGGACCAGGGCAAGAAGUAUCUGCGAGAUGCUGACCGCCAGGUCCUGGCACAGCGGGCCUUCAUCCUCACUGUGAAGGUGCUGGAGGACACGCUGAGCGAGCUCACGGAGGGGUCGGAACGCCCUGGGCCCAAGGCCUGCGGCCUCCCCGGAGCCAGAAUGACCACCGACGUCUCCCACAAGGCCAGUCCCGAGGACAGCAAGGAGGGUCUCCCGCACCCCAAGAAGCCCCCUCUGGCUGAUGGCUCAGGGCCAGGCGCUGAGCCAGGGGGCAAAGUGGGCCCCCUCAACCACCGGCCCCUGGCCAUGGACGCGGGGGAGGGCACAGACCAGGCUGGGGAGCGCAGGGACAAGGAGAGCCCCCGGGCCGGCCCCACUGAGCCCAUGGACACGGGGGACGCUGCUGCCCGAGGCACGGACUCCGAACAGGGGCCGCCGCCCCCGCAGCCAGGCCGCCCCCCGCGGGGCCGGGGCCCUGAGAGCCGGCCCGCCGAGCUGUCCCUGGAGGAGCUCAGCAUCAGCGCCCGCCCGCCUGGCCCGCCCGCCCCCGCCCUGCCCGCGCCCACCACGGCGCCCGCCGCCGCGGCCGGCCCCAGGCCAGGCGCCCGCCCCGCGGAGGCGCCCCCGCGGCCCGGCCGCAAGAGGAAGCUGCUGGAGGACACGGAGCCCGGCCAGACGCUGCUGUUGGACGCCUACCGCGCGUGGCAGCAGGGCCAGAAGGGCCCGGCCCCCGGCCUGGGCCGCGUCGAGAGGGUCAUGGCAGAGGCCUACAUGCUCAUCAGGCAGGUGGAUGAGGAGGCCGCCCUGGAGCAGGCCGUGAAGUUCUGUCAGGUCCACCUCGGGGCUGCCGCCCAGAGGCAGGCGGCAGGGGACACGCCCACCACCCCGAAGCACCCCAAGGACUCCCGAGAGAGCAUCUUCCCCACCACCGCGGCCCCCACAGCCCCUGAGCCCGUGCUGGUGGACGCCCCGCCGCGGCCCAGUGACGGCCACACCAAGCCUCGCCCUGUGCCAGCCACUGCCUCCACCCCAGACCUGGCCAAGGACGCCGGGCCCCCGCGGCCGCACCGGCCCGAGGCCGCCCCCAGCACGUCGUCUCUGCACCCAGGGGGAGAGGAGCCGGCGGGAGGCGCAGAGGGCCCGGGCUUCCCGCCCCAGGAGCCGCGGGACAGCGAGCACCUGAAGAUGGCGGCGGAGGCCGCCCCUCGGACCAGCACCCAGCCCGCCUGCAGCCAGGUGGCCAGCUCCAAGGCGCCUGGCGGUGGUAGUGCCCCGCCCCCCGAGGGCCCCCCGGGCAAGGCUGAGCCUGGCCGGGCCAAGUCGCGCCUGCUGCCCAACAUGCCGAAGCUGGUCAUCCCCUCAUCCACCACCAAGUUCCCCCCCGAGAUCACCAUCACACCGCCCACCCCGACCCUGCUCUCACCCAAAGGCAGCAUCUCGGAGGAGACCAAGCAGAAGCUGAAGUCGGCCAUCCUGUCCGCGCAGUCGGCUGCCACGGUGCGGAGGGAGAGCCUGUGCCAGCCGGCGCUGGAGGCGCUGGAGACGUCGAGCCAGGAGUCGUCUCUGGAGAGCGAGACGGACGACGACGAGGGCUGCAUGGACGUCUGA